AUGGCGGCGCGGCGGGCGCUGCUGGCGGCGGGGCGCGCGGCGGGCGGGCGGCGCGGGGCCGCGGGGACCGCUCCCGGCCCGGGUCCCGCUUCCGCUCCCGGGGCCGGGGCCGGGGCGGGGCGGAGCCGCCUGUACGAGCACGUGCGGGAGGGGCUGAGCGCGCGGCCCCAGCUCGACGUGACCGCGCUCAGCGAGCGCGAGGUGGAGCAGCGGCGCGGGCCCCUGGGAGGCGCCGCGCUCCGGGAGAUCGUGCGGACGUGGUGGCGGCUGGGGAAGGUUCGGGAUGGCAUCGCCCGGCUGGAGGCCGAGAAGGGGCGUGUGGCCCAGGGGGUCCGCGAGAUCAUGGCCUCCCACGACAAGGCGUCGGCCAAGACGCUCCCGGAAUUGGCAGCAUUGCGGGAGAGGGGCCGGAGCCUCCGGGGGCAGCUGCGGCUGCUCGAGGCCGAGGAGUCUGACCUGGAGCAGAGAUAUUACUUGGGGGCCUUGCAGCUGCCCAACAGAACCCACCCUGCUGUGCCUGUUGGGGACCAGAGUCAGGCUCGGCUGCUCGAGGUGGUUGGUGAGAAGCCAGUGUUUGAUUUCAAGCCAAAGGGACACCUGGAGCUGGGGGAGGAGCUGGGCAUCAUCCGGCAAAGGCGCCUGUCCCACGUGUCGGGCCAUCGCUCCUAUUACCUGUGUGGGGCUGGGGCCCUGCUCCAGCACGCCCUUGUCACCUUCACCUUGCAGAAGCUGCUCAGCAAGGGUUUCCUGCCCAUGACGGUGCCAGACCUCCUGCGAGGAGCCAUUUUUGAGGGCUGUGGGGUCCAGCCCAGCGCCACCCCCUCCCCAGUUUACACCAUUGACCCUGCACGCUUCGAGGAUCUGUGCCUGGCUGGGACCUCGGAGGUGGGAAUUGCAGGGUAUUUCAUGGACCAUGCAGUGCAGCUGCAGGACCUGCCUGUCAGGGUCGUGUGUUCCAGCACCUGCUACCGCACGGAGACCGACACGGGCCGGGAGCCCUGGGGGCUCUACCGUGUCCACCAGUUCACCAAGGUGGAGAUGUUCGGGGUGACGGCGGCCGAGCGCGGGACAGAGAGCGAGGAGCUGCUGGACGAGUUCCUGGGGCUCCAGAAAGAGAUUUUCUCAGAGCUGGGGCUCCAUUACCGUGUCCUGGACAUGCCCACGGAGGAGCUGGGGCUUCCCGCCUACCGCAAGUUCGACAUUGAGGCCUGGAUGCCUGGACGGGGCAAAUUUGGGGAGAUUUCUAGCGCUUCCAACUGCACGGAUUACCAGAGCCGGCGGCUGAACAUCAUGUACAGCGGGGAGGGGGGCCGGCUGUGCCACGCCCACACAGUGAACGGAACCGCCUGUGCUGUGUCCCGGAUGCUCAUAGCACUCCUCGAGUGCAACCAGCUCCCGGAUGGCCGUGUCCGUGUGCCCCCGGUGCUGCAGCCGCUGGUGGGGCAGGAGGUGCUGGCCCGGCCCCCCACCCCCCUCCUGCGCUACAUCGGCCCCAACCAGCCUGGUGGGGGCCCCCCCAAAAUGGAGGGGCGGGGGCCCUGAGGUGGGGAGGGGUCCCCAUGGAGGAGGCAGAGCCAGGGCUGGGCUCAGAUGGAGCUGGGACAUCGUGGGAUGGACACGCAGGACACUGGACACAGGGGACACGUGACAACCCCACCCAGUGCGUCUCACCUAUGUCACCAUGGUGACAAAUCCCGGGAAUAAAACCUGGAAAUCCUC
This is a messenger RNA of Hirundo rustica (Barn swallow), 1719 nucleotides long. It is a transcript of the gene SARS2, whose product is annotated as seryl-tRNA synthetase 2, mitochondrial. The transcript is spliced from 16 exons. Gene Ontology annotation, molecular function: tRNA binding; ATP binding; serine-tRNA ligase activity. The record is from RefSeq and is a predicted model, not a curated record. The coding region runs from base 1 to 1542 and encodes 513 amino acids. Gene Ontology annotation, cellular component: mitochondrion. NCBI's taxonomy places the organism in Eukaryota, Metazoa, Chordata, Aves, Passeriformes, Hirundinidae. Gene Ontology annotation, biological process: mitochondrial seryl-tRNA aminoacylation.